Lachancea fermentati is the source of this 2100-nucleotide messenger RNA. NCBI's taxonomy places the organism in Eukaryota, Fungi, Ascomycota, Saccharomycetes, Saccharomycetales, Saccharomycetaceae. The record is from the annotation of a GenBank genome assembly.
AUGCUCCGAGGCCUUUUUGCUUGUCUCUUUUUGGGGGCUAUAGGAAAUGCCGCUUCCAUCGUCACUGAAGGUGACGAUUCAAGAGAGCUCAGCUUUCCUGAGCCCCUAACCGCGGAUAUUUUUAAUGAUGAAAUGUUGAGUAACUUACAUGUGGUUGAGUUUUUUAGUCCUUACUGUGGCCAUUGCAGAAAUUUUGCCCCCACUUGGAAAAAGGCUUGGGAAGAAUUCUACGAAGAAGGUCAGGCACUGAAUAUAAGCCUUUGUCAAGUAGAUUGCGUACAAAGUGCAGAUCUUUGCGCGAAUGAAAGGAUCGCCUCCUAUCCCAGUAUUAGGCUUUACGGUCCUGAUGGAUUCUUAAAGGACUUCCCAAAAGACUUAGAGAGGACUAAGGAGAAUUUAAUAUCAUUUGCUCGUGAAGAGGCUAAAGACAGUAAUAAUCUUUCUGCGUUGCAAUUGAAAAGUCAAAGCCAAAUGUUGGAAGCACAGAGUCUUAUCGAGCUUUUAGGCGGUAGGGGACAGGUUCCACAUUUGAUUUCUUUCUGGCCAUCAAGUGAGCUAAGCGAUAUCGAUAACCACAAGAUUAAAUUUGAAAACUGUGAAGAUUGUUUUACCUUUCAAAGAACUUGGGCUGUAUUGUCUAAUAGGUUGAAAAAAGAGGGAUUCGUAACUUCUCAUUUCAACUGCGAAGCUAACCCCAAGAUUUGUAUGCAGUUGGGCUUCGAUGAUUUAACUAAAAUCACUAAUCAUAGGGCUGAUAGGCAUCCUAAAGUGGCUUUGAUUUUACCCGAAAAGUCAACUAACAAUUUCUUCAUCUACCGAGGAGUUUCUCAAACUGUCAAAGAUUUCACUGACUUUGCAUUGCGAACAUAUUCAAACUCAAAAGUAGUGGAGAUAUCCGAGGCUACGAUUCAAGAGAAAACGUCUAGGCCCAUAGACAUUAGUCCAUCCUCGCGUAAUAAACAUCUUAAAACGUACAUUGUCUUCAACUACGAUCCUGCCACGGUUGUUCCGGAAGACUUUGAUAUAUUAGAACAUCUCAUAGAGCCGCUUGCGGAUAUCCCAGACACGUAUCUCUUCAAAAGUACUGAUGACCUCAUGAAGUUAACGCGUUCGAACUACGAGGGCCUUUUUUCUAUGAUAAACUAUGACGAAUCGGAACCCGCAAAAACUAUCAAUGAAGAUUAUUUUACUAUGAGCACAUUAACACAAUACCCUACUUUUUUCAUGUUUAAAGAAGGAAGCUUGAUUCCAAAUGUCUUUCACGGUUAUUCCACCACAGAAAUGAGAUCUCUGGAUUACAUCAUGGCUUGGAUUUUGCAAGACUCGAUGCCAUUUUUGAAUGAGCUAACUCCCUCAACUCUCGAUUCUUUAAUACACUUUUCUUCAGAUUUGUACAACACAAUGGCUGUUCAACUUAUCGACACGUCUACGAUUCUCGAGGAAAAAAAAAGUGUUACCUAUUUGAAGAACUUUAUUGUUGGUGCAUAUGAUUAUGAAUCUAUCAGGGACAAUUAUAUCUGUGAAACUAUACUUAGCAAAAGAAAUGAUAAAGACGAAGCCGUGAAAUCCUUGAAAGAGAAACAAGCAUCAUCUGUGGAUAUUGUACAGAAAAUGCGUGAAGAAAUUCCCCACAGCUAUGGUCAUCGAGUUCUUUUGGCGUAUAUGGAUUUGUCCAAACACGAGUCACUUUUGAUUCGUGAAGGAUAUAAUAUUCACAAUAGACAAUACAGGAAUGGAGAUGUCAUCGUCGUUGAUAAAUCAAGUGGAAAAUUCUAUUACGACAGAGAUCAUUUAGGGUUCUAUUUAACGACGACUGAAUCACCCUCUUCCCUAAAAGAAGUACUUAGUAGGUUGAACCUCCCUGACCUAUAUGGAGGCGUGAAAAUGUCGAAGAAUUUAAUCGGUUCCCCUUACGGAAAGAUGUUGCGUUUCUUAGACAUUAUUCAUCAGUAUGGACCCUUUGGGUAUAUAAUACUCUUGGCUCUACUGCUUUCAAUAUUUCGAGCACCAAAGUUCAUGCGAAAGCAAAGAUUAAAGCGCAAAUAUCAUGCUAAAAGAGAUCACAGAGGAAUAUUAGGAAAGGAAAACCUUAAAGAUUAA